This is a messenger RNA of Monopterus albus (swamp eel), 2246 nucleotides long. RefSeq names its product cholinergic receptor, nicotinic, alpha 1 (muscle) (gene chrna1). Gene Ontology annotation, molecular function: transmembrane signaling receptor activity; acetylcholine-gated monoatomic cation-selective channel activity. Gene Ontology annotation, cellular component: postsynaptic membrane. Lineage: Eukaryota; Metazoa; Chordata; Actinopteri; Synbranchiformes; Synbranchidae. Gene Ontology annotation, biological process: monoatomic ion transmembrane transport. The record is from RefSeq and is a predicted model, not a curated record. Bases 175 to 1365 code for a protein of 396 amino acids. The transcript is spliced from 9 exons.
CAAAUGUAAAUUACAGGCGAGGGCCUAUAAACAAACAUAUAACCCUGUUUGGCACAGCUACCUCUUACUUACCGCUGGGACAUCCAGUUGACAUAGUGUCCUUUGUGUUGUUACACCGUGAACUACUGACUGCAAUAAGCUACGAACUCAGGUUUGGUUAACCGACAACUGGUGAUGGCACAGGAUGAAGUUAACCAGAUUGUGACUACUAAUGUCCGUGUCAAGCAGCAAUGGCUGGAUGUGAACCUGAAUUGGAAUCCAGAUGACUAUGGUGGCAUCAGGAAGAUCAGAAUCCCUUCAAGUGACAUAUGGAAACCUGACCUGGUGUUAUAUAACAAUGCCGAUGGUGAUUUUGCCAUCAUCCAUGAAACUAAAGUCCUGCUGGAGCACGACGGGAAGAUAACAUGGACUCCUCCCGCCAUCUUUAAGAGCUACUGUGAGAUUAUUGUCCUCCAUUUCCCAUUUGACCUGCAGAACUGUAGCAUGAAACUAGGAACCUGGACGUAUGAUGGAACAGUGGUUGACAUCACACCAGACCACGAUCGACCAGACCUCAGUAUCUUCAUGGAGUCGGGUGAAUGGGUGAUAAAGGACUACAGGAGCUGGAAACACUGGGUUCGCUACAACUGCUGUCCUGACACACCAUACCUGGAUAUCACUUACCAUUUCCUGAUGCUGCGGCUGCCUCUCUACUUCAUUGUCAAUGUCAUCAUUCCCUGCAUGCUGUUCUCUUUUCUCACCGGGCUAGUCUUCUACCUGCCUACUGACUCUGGUGAAAAGAUGACUCUCUCCAUCUCUGUCCUGCUUUCUCUGACUGUCUUCCUGCUGGUUAUUGUGGAGCUGAUCCCCUCCACCUCCAGUGCUGUUCCUCUCAUAGGGAAAUACAUGCUGUUCACAAUGGUGUUUGUCAUCGCCUCUAUCAUCAUCACUGUCAUCGUCAUCAAUACACAUCACCGCUCGCCCAGCACACACACCAUGCCCGCGUGGAUCCGCAAGGUCUUCAUUGAAACCAUUCCCAACAUGAUGUUCUUCUCAACAAUGAAGCGUCCCAGUCAGGAGAUCCGGCAGAAGAGGUUGUUCCCUACUGACAUGGACAUCUCGGACAUCUCAGGUAACCCCACCCCAACCAGUGUCACCUACCAGUCUCCCAUUGUUAAAAACCCUGAUGUUCGCAGCGCCAUUGAAGGGGUUAAGUACAUCGCUGAGACCAUGAAGUCAGACGAGGAAUCUAACAAUGCAGCAGAGGAGUGGAAGUUUGUUGCCAUGGUUUUGGACCACAUCCUCCUCUGUGUGUUUAUGGCAGUGUGCAUCAUCGGGACGAUUGCCGUCUUUGCUGGGAGGCUCAUUGAACUCAACAUGCUGUAGAGACCUGGCCCAUAAAGCCGCAUGUGUAUUGUCAGAAUAGACAUCACACUUGGAGACUUGCAAGAAGAGUUUCCACCAGUGGACUGGUUCAGGUUGUAUUUUUUCUCUUCCUGUCUCUGUCUCUCACAAACAGACACGGUUUGAUUUGAUUUUUAAAUGGGGUAAAAUGCUCUCACUCAAAUGUUUGUGUUUAAUGAAACUGAAGAGAUGACAGUAAACUGCAAAUCCGGCCAUCACGAAUGCAGGAACAAACAACUUUUGUUGUUUUCAUUAUUUUUCUAGUUUCAUUGCUCCCAUCACUCUGAUGGGCUCAUUAUAUGAACCUUAUGCAAGAGCCACAGCAGUAUUAAUUAGUGUUUUGUUUUGUCUUUUAUUGGCAGCUUGAUCCAAAGUUCAGGUUAGAGAAUUUUCUGAGGUGUUAAAACUGAAAAACAAACGAACAAGAGACUUUGACAAAACUUUAAUGCCCACUGUGUAGAGGACUAACUGCGAACACAUACUAUAUCAUGCACUUUCCAUUAGCGUUUGGAGUGAAUAGAAAAUGACCCUAAUGUCCAUCCUAUUACUGUAGGUCAGUUGAGGAUGUCAGCUUAGAGUUCAUGUGUAUAUAGAAACCUGAUGUGCAUGUUACAGGAAUCUGAAGAUGUAUUCAGCUUGUUGUAAACAGAACCACCAACUGAAUUGUAUUUUAGUCCACUUUUAUUGCUGUAUAGACUAAGUCUGCUCGAGUGCAGGUAAGAUAUUUCCUACCUGGAAGUUUGAUUGUUUUAUUUUGCCUGACAUUCAACUGACUUGUAAAUGUCUCACUUGUAUUUUUUGUUAAAGUUGUGAGUGGUGUAAAAUUUAGAUUCUGACUGACUUUAAAUAUUUAUGACCAGGUU